CAAGAGAGAAGCAACUCAAAGGGAUGGCCGAGGCUUGACUGCAAAAGUGAAAAAGGCGAAAGAUGUGCUAAAGAAGAGUAGAAGCAUGAGGUUGUAGUGAAGCUGUUACCUUACUACAGGAAUUUAUUGCCAGAAAAAAAUUAAAGAUACAUCCCUCCAUCAUGAUGCUCAUGGGAACUUCAUUGAGUAGCAAUCCCACCUCACCCGUCCCAGAUGCCAGGCCCUGCCUGGAUCAUCAGUCAGACGGUCUUUCACCAGUUUUGCCUCAGUCCCCUCCAUGCUGGGCAACACAGGCAUGGUGUGACCUUGCCCAGGCAGAGGCAGAGCUGCACUGCCUACAGGAGCGUCAUGCAACUGAAACUGAAUCUAUGAAGCAGGGUGUAGAGCGGGCCAUCUUGGGAGCACACAGAGAAGAGAAGCGCCUGCUCGAAAGGGUUGAGCAGGAUCAUCGUGACACUCGACAGCAUCUGGAGCAGGUUCAGAGGGAGAACAUGGCAGCAGCCAGGGUAAGCCAGUCCCUGCUGGAACAAAAAUUCCAUAAACUGGCCCAACUUCGGCAGCAGAUUCAGGAGGUAGGUCAACAGGUCUGGUCAGGACUGGAUGAAAGUGGUCCAAACCCAAACCUGCUUCUGAAGGAGGUUGCAGAGUUCCUACAACCCUGGGAAAUCUCAGUUUCCCUAAAGAGAGUGAAUUUCAAACCCAGCCCUCAACCUAAUGCUAUUGCCUUUGGAGAUAUUUGUGUUCAAGAACAAAGCCUUUGCCUGCAUGCCAGAGGUUUUGGAUUACGGGGGCAGCUCUGUGCCAUCCAUUCACGUGAGAUGCAUGAAGACACAGACCAUCAAAGCACUGGGGGAGAAAAAAACACCAUAGGACAGGGUUCGACCUCUUCAACUGGCAGGGUUGUCAGAAAGAUUCGCCUCUCUACCCAGAAUGAUCUGGAAUCAGAGGAGGAGUGCUCCUCAACACAGAUGUGUCUCUGGCUUCAAAAGUGUGAACAGUCUAAAAUAGAAUCAACCUCCUUUCAGCAACAAGGGGAGGACAUAACUCUGACUGUUCCUACUGUACUUAAAAACAUGAAUACUGAAGACAAGGAGCAGGUUUACAAGAUGAUUAGUAAUGGAAAACACUAUUCUCCCAGAAAUCGGAGGCCGUUGCUUACUGCGGUCUCUGGUAGGAUGCCACCCACCUCCUCAGAACGAAGAUGGGAAUAUGCUUUGAGUUUAGACAGCCAGGAUGGAGAUAAUGGAAAAGUGAGUCAGGAUUCCAAAAGUAGACUUUUAAGGUAUGGCAACGGCGUUCUUACAUCUCCGAGGAUGACUCUAAGAGAGACUCCACUGACCAGCCAAAGCUGCCAGAGCCUUACCUCCAGGAGCCAACUUCACUCUCGCCUCAGCCAUUCCUCUGAUGAACACUCUCUAGGGACACAUGGCGACUCUGGCCGAGCACCAUCCCCAACAGACAGCCUUGACUCUAACUAUACUUUCAUUGUCAGCCCAUCUCAUGAUUACAACGUGAGCAGAGGCUCUUUGAACUACAAUUGCCAUCUAUCAAAGUCUGCAGUGGAUUUGACACACAAGACACGCCCUUUGAUCAAGGGUGGAACAAAUGAGCAAGUAGGAGUGUGGAGGUUAAAGUGUGGCAACUUCAAGUCAAGCUCCACUUUGACCUCACCAACUCAUGGCAGAGGCCUAUGGGUCUCUGACAUGGGACUGCAGAAGGAGAAAAAAAUUCAAAUGGCUGGUUCAGAAAAACACUUGGUGGCUAGUUCUUCAUCCAUGUCUGCCAUAGAUGACUCCUCUAAAGAGCCAAAGAGAGGAAGAGGAGAGAAAAGAGAAUCUGCGCUGGUUGAGUUGGAUGAGGAGGGAGACCAGUCCAUGGCAGUAUUCAAUCCCAGAUUAGUCCAUCUGAUGCGGCAGUUUGGGAAGCACGGCUCAGGUCGGGCUGACUUAACUCUGCCAAGCGGUAUCCAUGCCACAUCACAGGGCCAACUCUUUAUAGUGGACUGUGGAAAUGCACGUGUUCAGAUAACUGACCCGCAUGGCAAUGUCCUCCAGCAAGUGACCUCCCCAAGUUCUAACAGCGUUGCCAGAAGAUGUCGGAACUACUUUGACCUUGCUGUCAAUGCUAAGGGUUUGAUUGCUCUAAGCUGUGCAGCUGAGCGAGCCCUUCUUGUGUUCAGUCGGCAUGGUCGCCUGCUCCAGACCUUUGGAGGGUCAGGGCUAGGCUCUGCAAAAGAUGAGCUUGAGGCUCCCAGAGGUGUGACCGUGACCAGGCUGGAUGAGUUCUUGGUAGCUGAUAUCCGGAAAGGUAUCCUUAUUUCCCUAAAGCUUGAGCCUAAGACAGGCUCCCGUCUUGAGCGCACAGUGGUGACAGGAUUCCACAGACCCUACUUAGUGGCAGCUUGCUUAAGCUCAGGCGUUGUAGCUGUGUCUGAAAGGGGUAAUGAAACAGGUCGUGUGCCUUGUAUCAAAGUGUUAGAGCCAGGCUGGAACACAAUAAGAAUUGUAGGUGUUUGUGCUGCUAUGGGACCUGUCCUGUCCUGCCCCUGGGGCAUCUGUAUAGAUACAGAUGGUAAUGUGCUGGUAGCAGACUGGGGGGAUCAACACAGAGUCCUGUUGUACCCAACACAGGGAGUUGGAUGGCCCAUUAUAACCCAGGGCCUGAGUAGUCCACGUGGUCUGACGCUGCUACCUGAGGGCCAUCUCGCAGUAUCUGAUAGCAUGCACCAUUGCAUUAAGAUAUACCAGUACAAAGCGUCCCAGGAUUAGAUAGAGUUAAUUGAUGUUUAAAGAUGCACUAUGGCUAAGAAAAUAUUUAAUCAUUCAGACUUAGACUUUGUGUGUAUUCAUUCCUAAUAAAACUAAAUUGUGUAAUUUAACUGCUGAAUUGCAACGACAAUCAGGAGCAGCGUCUGUUCUGAUUCUGCAAAAUGUAUUUAUAGAACUCAGCUGCAUUUAGUCUCUUGCACUGUCACGAUUUGUAAUCCGAAGAUGAUCUUUUCAUCAUAAAGGCAAAAGCUAUGAAGCCAAGCAAUAUAUUGAUAAAAAAAGGAUAAAAACUAGCUGGUGCUACACUGAGUAAUGAUAAUAACAGUGCUCACUGUAGCACUACUUUAAUUUAAUUUCACUUCUGCAAUAGUUCAGAAUCAAAUAGAAUUGCUGAUUGCUUGCUGAACAUAGUUUAAAUAUUAUAUAUUAAAGUUUGUAGGUGAGUAAAGUUUAACUGACAUGAGUUGGAAACCGUUUUUUUGAUAGUAGAGAUGCUAAAAUAUUGACGUGUGAGCCUUGCAUCCAUAAAAUUAUAUGAAUUGGUUGAUGGCCUGAUUUUACAGUUAAUAAUUGGUGGGCUGAGGUUUAGCUUAGCUGCUAAUUCUGCAGAGCAUCUCCAAAUCUCAUUUAGGGUUAAAGUUCAGCAGAAAGAGUGCACCACCAUUAGUGCACCACCUCUGCUGCUAUUAGAUCCAGGCUUGUAAGGGAUGAACAAAGACAACAUGUCCGACAAUGCUGACACAGUGCAUUAUUAAGUCUAAAUUGACAUUUAAAUGGGUUGUUUUUGAGGUGAUUAGAACAGCAAUUAAGUUCACCUGUAGCAUGAUGCAAACAAUCACCUGGUGAGACAGAGACAAAGAGUAUUUAUAUAUAUAUGCUAGUACGAUUUGCCCAAGUAAGAAAAUGUGAGACAAAGACACUGAUAUCAGACAGUUUCUUCUCCCCUUAACUUCCAGUGAGGCACCUGGUUCUGGCCAUGUGAAACAGUUUAUAUUAUAAUGUCAAAAGAUUUGUUCAUCCAGGAACAAUUUUUUGUGUGUGUUGCAAAAUUCUUAAUCACAAUCAUGGUUUAGAACUGCCAGUUAAUAAUAGACAGAACUAAUUUGGACAUUAGUACAACAAGUUGGACGGAACCCACGCUAGUCGCAACGCAUGACCCAAUUAAGAGGCUUCUGUUUGGGCAGAGACAGAUAGUAUAUAGUGUGUUUUUUUUUGUUGUGCUUAUAUUUGUGGUGAAAGGACCACCAAGUCCUACGCAUGGUUUACUGUACUGUAUGCUUACUGUGUUAUUACGCUCACUAGGAGCCAGGGACAUGCACUUUAUAUAGAGGGGCAGGGGCUCAAAGGGCAGUACUUGCGCAUGCACAGCAUGCACCACAUUUUUUCUCAGGCCUUAAUAACACAAUUGGUAGAUUUAUUUAAGAUUAAUAAACAAAGUAUUUAGAGAAAGCUAACUACUUAGCUGUAUAUCCUGUGUAGCUGAGAAUGAUCUCCCAUUGCGAUUUCUUUUGUGUCAACAAAUUAUUGUCAACAUGAGUUUUCACAUCAUCACAAUACUGAGGUUUAGAAGACAUGCAAUUCAGCUGCAGUUCUUAAAAAGCAAUAAAACACUGGUUUAUUAUUAGGCCAUUUAUUGGAGGGCAAGUGCAAACUAGAAAUACAGGCUACACAUCUAAAAAUGUGACAAAGAAAAAGAGCAUGAGCUCAAGCACCCCUUUGGCCCUAUGUGUGCACAUGUUUGCUAGGAGCUCAUUCAUGCUGAUCCACUCAGUGGAUAGCUUGUGUAGUUUUGCAGCUGUGUGUGAUAACAGUACGUUAUAUUCCAGCUUAAUCAGCUGAAAAUAAACAAACCUCAUUUCGCUUGCCAAUCACUGGUUGAGGGAGAAACGACUGCUGUGUACCACAUGCUUGUUGUGUUAUUCUUUGUUGUCUGCUAAGUGCUUACUUACCUUCUUUCCCUUUUACUAACUCACACAUACACACACACACUUCCAUAUACAUCCCGAUCUGUUGGAGACUUAUAGUUAAUAACUCCGCUAUAAGAUACGUGUGUCUAGCGAUAUUCCCUUUAUUGACUUCAGAGGCAGACUCCCUGGUACCUUUUUUGGAACUGUGGGUAUUAUCCCUUCAAAUUCACCUCUGGUGCAAUCAAAGUGCACAGGAAGCCAAAUGCGAUGUAACUGCAGCCCUUUGUUCAAAUUUUGUGCGUUCGUGCAGUGAUCACCUUUGGUGAACACACUCACUGCCGUGAUUUUUGAAUUCCAGGUAUAUGAUUGAGCAGAAUCACAAUCAUCACCUCACGCCCAUCAAUUUGUAGUCCGAUGAACAUGAUUUACCAAGCCA
This is a messenger RNA of Acanthopagrus latus (yellowfin seabream), 5111 nucleotides long. RefSeq lists its product as uncharacterized. Gene Ontology annotation, biological process: proteasome-mediated ubiquitin-dependent protein catabolic process; negative regulation of translation; protein polyubiquitination. Gene Ontology annotation, molecular function: ubiquitin protein ligase activity; translation repressor activity; protein binding. The transcript has 3 exons. Bases 162 to 2768 code for a protein of 868 amino acids. The record is from RefSeq and is a predicted model, not a curated record. Lineage: Eukaryota; Metazoa; Chordata; Actinopteri; Spariformes; Sparidae.